Molecule: messenger RNA, 3093 nt
Organism: Misgurnus anguillicaudatus (oriental weatherfish)
Lineage: Eukaryota; Metazoa; Chordata; Actinopteri; Cypriniformes; Cobitidae
Source: RefSeq, a predicted model, not a curated record
GUAACUUAAUUAAUAUUCAUGACGCGCGCCUUUGCGGUAGUAUGAUUCGUAAAAUUGGCAGACUGGGCGGGGGUUUCUUUAGCCUGCACACCUGGACAUAGGUCCGUUUCGCUUUCCCAAGGGAAAAACUUACGGAGCGCAUUCUGGCUGAAUCAUGGUCACCGCAGCAGAAUACGGACACAACUCCUGGGAGCUCACCAUUCAGGUGGACCAGCGUGAGGGAGAUGAGGGCAUGAAGUUUAAGUUACGGGUGAAAGGGGAUCUACACGUCGGAGGUCUCAUGCUGAAACUCGUGGAGAAGAUCAAGGCUCCUCAGGAUUGGUCCGAUCACGCCAUCUGGUGGGAACAGAGGAACUGCUGGCUGCUUAAGACCCACUGGACUCUUGAUAAAUAUGGAGUCCAGGCAGAUGCUGACCUGCGUUACACCCCACAACACAAACCCCUCUGUCUACAGCUGCCCAACAUGAAGACCAUCAAACUCCCUGUUAGCUUCUCUGUCGUGGUUUUCAAGGCUGUAGCGGAGAUUUGCAAAACACUCAACAUUAGAAGAUCUGAAGAACUUUCUCUAUUAAAACCACAAGAUGAUCAAAAGAAAAAGAAAAAAGACAAGGGUACAGAGUCAAACAUAGAUGAAAUCUUAAACAUGGACAUAACCAGCGGCAUGAAUAGAGGAGCCCUCGGUCUGUACAGUAAAACCAUGACUCCGACCUACGACCCAGACAGCGGGUCACCUGCAUCUGCCACCAGUCUUUGGUUUGGAGAUAGUCCUCUUACAGCCAGCCAGCCGAACCUGCCACCUGAGGAACUGGCCAAGUUAUACAAACCUCUUACGCUGGAGGACAAAGCAGCCAUUUACUCUGGGUGGCUCGAUUCAUCUCGCUCAUUGAUGGAACAGGGAAUCCAAGAAAAUGACAGACUCUUGCUGCGAUUUAAGUACCACUGCUUCUUUGACCUCAAUCCAAAGUACGAUGCGGUGAGAAUAACUCAGUUAUAUGAGCAGGCCCGCUGGGCCAUACUGCUGGAGGAAAUCGACUGCACUGAUGAAGAGAUGCUAAUGUUUGCUUCUCUACAGUAUCACAUCUGUAAAUUGACAUUGACAGCUGAGCCACUCGCACAAUCUGACGAACCAGAGAUCGACGAAGUGGAAGCCGCCCUAUCAAAUUUGGAAUUUACACUGGAGGGGCGGAACGCUGAGAAGAUCCUGGAAGAUAUCACAGACAUUCCAAAGCUGGAGGAUACACUUAAAUUGUUUAGGCCCAAACGAUUGACGUUAAAGCCGUAUAAGGAGUACUGGUUUGUUUUUAAAGACACCACCAUUUCUUAUUACAAAAACAAACAGGCCGCUUGUAAAGAACCCAUUGAGCAACUUCAUCUACGAGGAUGUGAGGUCAUCCCCGAUGUCAACGUGACUGAGAGGAAGUUCGGCAUGAAGCUUCUGCUCCCGGUGGCCGACGGAAUGAACGAGGUUUACAUUCGCUGUGAAAACGAAACGCAGUACGCCAGAUGGAAAGCUGCCUGCAUGUUGGCCUCUAAAGGAAAGACGAUGGCCUACAGUUCGUACCGCACAGAGGUGAAGAACAUCCAGUCAUUCCUGCAGAUGAAGAGUUUAGCGCCCCCUCCUGGCCAAGCAGCACCUGACGUGGAGUCCAUGGAGAUGAACGCGGAGUGUUUUGUUUCUCCUCGAUACGCAAAGAAGUACAAGCCGAAACAGCUGACAUCAAGAAUCUUAGAGGCACAUCACAACAUUUCCCAGCUUUCACUUAUGGAGGCCAAACUGCGUUUCAUCCAAGCAUGGCAGUCCCUGCCAGAAUUUGGCAUCAAGUAUUAUAUUGUCAGAUUUAGAGGGAGCAGGAAAGAUGAAAUACUGGGAAUCUCCUCUACCAGGCUGAUCCGCAUUGACAUGUCCACUCGUCUGCCGGUGACCACCUGGAGGUUUGCCAACAUGAAACAAUGGAACGUCAACUGGGAAAUCCGACAGGUGGCCAUCGAAUUUGAUCAGAAUGUUUCGGUGGCUUUUUCCUGCCAAAGCUGUGACUGCAAAGUGGUUCACGAGUACAUCGGAGGCUACAUUUUCCUUUCGACGCGCUCAAAAGACCAAAAUGAAACCUUAGAUGAAGAACUCUUCCACAAACUUACGGGAGGACAAGACUGACCGCAUUAUCACCACUGUAUUUGUAAUGUAAUUAAUCUAAAUGGAUGUAGGAUUUCGUGAUUAUUAUUUGUUUCAGUGACUGACCCUUUUAUAAUUUGUUUGACCUGUAAACAUUGUACACUGCCAUACACCAACAUUGAUGUACAAAGAAAUAAGAGUAGCUACAUUUGGCCAGAAUUGCAUCAGUAAUGAAGGAAAAUUAAGUCCUGGGUGUUAAUUGGCUCAAAUUUUCAAAAUACAGCUUCAGGUCAAAUUGCAUCAAAAUAAUUUAUUUUGUGCAAUUAUGCUCCAUAAGAUGAGCAAUGAGAAUGGUACCACACCAGUCAUUAUAAAUGUAUCUUUUUAUUGAUACCAAAAACAUAAUUGUCUAUUAAUUUAUUGGUUUUAUUUCAUGUAAGAUGAUACUUAUACUUUCACAAGCCUCCAAAUGUAACUGUAUAAUGAGUAUCUGGCUAAGACAAAUGUCCUCUGCAAUAAAAUAGCAGUAAAUUACAAUGAGGUAUUCAUCUUUAGUGUUUUAUCUUCAAUAAACCUUUCAUAUGGUACCAUUUUCAUCAUUCUAACAUUUGUCGAGAAGUUAGGAUGCAUCAUGAUGAUCAGACACACCCCUCCCUUGUAGGCAAAUACUCACCUGUGUAUAGAUCAUUAUAAAUCGUCAUCUUGAUGAAGAUUUCAUAUUUCUAAUCGAAAUAUGUAAAAAUUAAUACUUUUAUCUCCGAGGUCGAUAGUUUCCCAAAAUUUGUAGAUCAGUGAUGUUUUUGAUAUGAUAUACAGUGGGGUUCAGGUGAAACUUUAAUAGAUUUCUUUAAAGAUUUUUCUAAGACCAAGUGCUUUUAACAGUUUGAUGUCUACUUUAUUCACAACAACAAUGUGUCACAUUGUAAUUUUUUGUUCUGUUUAAUGUAAUUUUUUGUUUAUUGCCUAUGUUGACAUGAAAAUUA